AGAAAGAGAGAGGGGGCGAGAGGAAGUGCGAUGUUCACUCCACUUCCGCCUCAACUCAUUUCAUCCUCAGCAUCAUCUCUAUCACAGUCACUGAAUUGAAAUCAUAUGCAGUCAAUUCAAGAACGCAGUCUGGAGAACACAGUCGUUCCUCCAGGCCUCAGGAGAAGGACCUCUGGGGACACUCUGAAGAUGUUUGCUCACCACAUGUCAGAGAACAUCAUCCAUACUCUUAAAAACGAGAUGGUAGCAGUGGGACCCACAGUGACAGGCUCCGAUCUAGGCAAAGAGAUGUUUGCUGAGAAGAUGACUUCCACAGUGAUGGCAGUGGCUCUGAAGGAGGCCUUUGGUGUUGUCCAGAAACUUGGAGAAGGAAAAACAUUUCUGAACUCCAACAUAGAUGUGGUUCCAGAUGUUCCCCAGCUGCACCAGCUGCCCCUGACCCACUCAGGACUGCCCCUGAUGGGUUCGCUGGACUACCCUGAUGCACCACCUACUACUCCCCUUCUACCUGAGCUAGAGAGGAGCAGAAGCAGCUUUUCUCGGAAGCUAAAAGGAGGCCUGGCCCAGGUCUUUCUGCCGUCACCUCCUCCACCAACACCAAAGGAGGAGGAGGAGGAGCAACAUGACGGCUCCGUAGAGAUGAUUGAACUUCUGAUGCAGUCACUGUCCACUGAGGCUGUGGUCACAGAACCAAGCAUGGAGGUGGAGAUUUUUGCAGAUGCUCUGUCCUGUGACAUCAUGGAUUGGCUUUCAUUUAAGUCCAGAAGAAGAGAGGAGGUACCAGAAAAUCAAGAUCUGUAUCAGUUUGCUCAAAGACUGGCUGACACAAUCAUGUUCUCCUCCAUUCAUGAAACUCAAAUGUUGUCUUAAACCUUAAAUGACUGAGUUUUACAAAAUUACAUGAAAAAAAAAGACUUUGGUCUGUGAGCUAAAAUCAUUGAUUUUCUCUGUGGACUUUGGUCUGUGAGCUAAAAUCACUGAUUUUCUCUGUGGACUUUGGUCUGUGAGUUAAAAUCACUG
Messenger RNA from Cynoglossus semilaevis (tongue sole), 1020 nucleotides. RefSeq lists its product as uncharacterized. Bases 106 to 870 code for a protein of 254 amino acids. The record is from RefSeq and is a predicted model, not a curated record. The transcript has 2 exons. NCBI's taxonomy places the organism in Eukaryota, Metazoa, Chordata, Actinopteri, Pleuronectiformes, Cynoglossidae.